Musa acuminata AAA Group (dessert banana) is the source of this 1232-nucleotide messenger RNA. Its product is annotated as protein PHOSPHATE STARVATION RESPONSE 1-like. The transcript has 5 exons. Lineage: Eukaryota; Viridiplantae; Streptophyta; Magnoliopsida; Zingiberales; Musaceae. Bases 457 to 1065 code for a protein of 202 amino acids. Gene Ontology annotation, molecular function: DNA-binding transcription factor activity; DNA binding. The record is from RefSeq and is a predicted model, not a curated record.
CUGUUUCUGUACGGAAACAUGAUCCAGAAGAGGGAAGAGAAAAAAGUAUUCUUGGACCUCCGCGAUCCAUCUGCCCUGUUCUACAGUGCUUCAUGUGGAAACCGAUGCUUCACGCAUCCAUGAAUAGGGAGGGAGCGAUGCCAUUCAACGCAUUCGUGGGAACGAGGUCUGUGGAAUCAUUCAACCAUUGACAGUUUCUCUUACAUGGCUGGUGGCUCUUUGAGUCCUGACAGCAAUGCUAAGCUUCGUCUCCAUAUUCAAAAGGACAUGGUAUUGUACUGGCGUUGCUGUUCUUUUCUCGAACCGCAGGGCCUUCCUUCUACCUCUUUGGAGGGCUUUGGGAAUGUCUGACCGAGUCCUGUCGUAAAGUUCAGAAGCCUCCCUCCUACAUAAACAACUUCAUCGGCUCGGCCAAGAUAUCAAUAUACCUCGGGAAGGAGGAGUACGGGUCAAGGCAUGAGAUUCUUGGGAAGAAGGGUGAGGCAGUACAACAGAACCGACGCUCCUCGCAUGCGAUGGACGGAGGAGCUGCAUCGGUGCUUUGUCGAAGCAGUCGAUUGCCUCGGAGGAGAAACGGAAGCAACUCCAAAGAGAAUUCUACAGUUAAUGGGCGUAAAAGGAAUAAGCAUAUCUCAUGUCAAAAGCCAUCUGCAGAUGUACAGAAGCACGAGCACCCACUGCGAGAAGAACCGAAGCAAGCAACUGGAAGCACCGCGGCACGACGUCCUCAUGGCUUACAGUCUGCCGAAGCAGAGAGCGGACGCACACCUCGGUCUCACCCGUUCAAUUCAAUCGCCGACGUUUGAGGAGCUGCUGAGAGACUGGGCAGCAAAGAACAUGGCCUCCAUCUUUCCAAGAGACACGUUGACCGAAGACAACAGCCAGCUACUCCAGCUCGCUUAUUCUCAGCGAUCGCCGCCGAAGGAGACCAACUGCGAGUCGAGCUUAUCGUCUUUUGCCUACCGGAAUCAGAGAAGCUUGGCAGACACGGGCGACCGGGGAUCAAGUGCAGCAAAGAAGCACGUAAACUUGGAGCUGACCAUCUCAUCACCUGCCUGUUCCUGACACGAUGCUUGUAGUCAACCAUACAAGUUAGCAGAAGACGAGCAGAUCAACAAUGUUUUCUUGAAUCCGCUUCGGACGACCCGAAGGAUCUAAGAAAGAUUGUUUAGAUGUUCGUAGACACUUGUAAAUUUGUUGUAGCCCUAAAAACAAUAAUUGCAUUUUGAUCA